This is a messenger RNA of Suillus plorans, 1428 nucleotides long. Its product is annotated as pyridoxal phosphate-dependent transferase. Gene Ontology annotation, cellular component: cytoplasm. Lineage: Eukaryota; Fungi; Basidiomycota; Agaricomycetes; Boletales; Suillaceae. Gene Ontology annotation, molecular function: pyridoxal phosphate binding; L-ornithine transaminase activity; identical protein binding. The record is from RefSeq and is a predicted model, not a curated record. The transcript has 12 exons. Bases 1 to 1428 code for a protein of 475 amino acids.
AUGUCUCCAACUGUCGAUAACGGGCACUUCAAUCAAACGACGACCCACAAGGUCUUGAAGCAGCACAAUGGGAAUGGUGUUCACACAUCCAGCACUGCCAAUGGCCAACUGACUUCAGCAUCGCUUAUCAGUAUGGAGCAUGAAUACGGCGCUCACAAUUAUCAUCCGUUACCGGUAGUAUUCGACUCCGCGCGAGGGGCAAAGGUAUGGGACCCGGAAGGCAAAGAAUACAUCGACAUGUUGUCCGCAUACUCGGCCGUCAAUCAGGGUCAUUGUCACCCAAAGAUAGUUGCUACGCUAGUAGAGCAGGCACAGAAACUCACUCUGUCAUCUCGUGCCUUCUACAAUUCUGUCUUUGGGAGGUUCGCGCAGCAGAUUACACAAAUGUUCUCAUACGAAAGUGUUCUCCCGAUGAAUACCGGUGCCGAGGCCGUCGAGACUGCUGUCAAGCUUGCUAGGAAAUGGGCUUACCUUAAGAAGGGUGUGCCGGACGGGAAAGCUAUUGUGCUCAGUGUUGCUGGAAAUUUCCACGGAAGAACCCUGGGGGUUAUUAGUAUGAGCACCGAUCCGGAGAGCCGCGCCGGCUUCGGCCCCUACCUCGAGGGUGUCGGACCCACUUACAAGGAUAAUGACGGAAUCAGUGUCAUCCGCUAUGGAGAGAUUUCCGAUCUAGAACGUGCUCUCGAACUUCAUGGAAAAAACGUGGCCGCGUUCUUGAUAGAGCCAAUUCAAGGCGAGGCAGGAAUCGUCGUCCCACCCAGGGGUUACUUUGCUAAAGUUCGGGAGCUCUGUACCAAACACAAUGUCCUCCUUAUCUGCGAUGAGAUCCAGACUGGGUUGUGCAGGACAGGCAAGAUGCUGUGUUGUGAGCACGAAGGCAUUCGGCCGGAUAUGGUCCUACUCGGCAAGGCACUGUCGGGUGGAGUGUACCCCGUUUCGGCGGUUCUCGCGGACCGAGAGGUUAUGCAUUGUAUCCAGCCUGGAGAACACGGCAGCACAUACGGCGGGAACCCCCUGGGAUGUGCUGUCGCUAUGACAUCGCUGCGUGUCCUCGUAGACGAGAAGCUCGCUGAUCGUGCCCAGUAUCUCGGUGAAAUAUUCCGCGCGGGAAUCGUAGCGUUGAAUUCUCCUUUGGUCAGAGAAGUCCGGGGCAGAGGACUUCUCAAUGCUGUGGUUAUCGACGAAGAGAAGAGCUCUAAAGGCCGCACCGCAUGGCAAUUCUGCUUAUUACUGAAGAGCCGAGGUGUUCUCGCGAAGCCAACCCAUUGCAACAUUGUUCGUUUUGCUCCUCCGUUGGUGAUACUCGAAGAGGACCUUCGAAAGGCCAUCAGAAUCAUCGGGCAAUGCCUUUCUGACCUUGACCAACUUGACGACAUCCCAGGAGAAGUCGAGAGUGAGAAAGGUUUCAAAGAGAUGCUUGACAACUGA